CAUUCCGUCAUUAUGGCUGUUUCCGGUUCAUUGAAUUGCCCUGUAUUAAUUCAGUUUUUAUAGAUUCGUGUUCAUAGGUAUAUCAAAAUGGACUGGCAAUUAACUUGUAGAGUUUGUCUGGAAACUGGUGACAUGGUUUCUCUUUUUGAUUGGGAUGAAAAUAAUGAGCAACUUGGUGACAAAUAUACUUACUGCUGCGGUAUUGAGGUUAAAAAAAAUGAUUCCUUACCGACACUUAUUUGCUUAAAUUGUGUAGAUCGGCUUACAUAUGCGUAUCAGUUUAAACAGCAAUGUCUUUCUUCAAACGAUACAUUAAAAGAAUGCCUGGAGGAGUUUGUGAAGAGUUCCGAAGCAGUUUCUGCAGCCAAUACUUCCAAAGUCACAGAGACGGAGACAAUCACUAUAAAGCAAGAGAAUGGAUUGCUCCUCCAAUAUGAGCUUCCAGUGGAGCAUGAUCCUCAAGUGCAAUGGACAAGAACUCUUACUAAAACUCCUAGUAGCGCAGUGGUGACAAAGGCUCCUGGACCAAAGAAGAGAGGUCGUCCACGGAAAUAUCCUAAUGAGCAGGGACAGAUUGAUGUAUCCCCAUAUCAGCGUAAAAAGCCCAUACCAACUCAAAAGGAGCCUGCCGCUCUUACAACACUGCUGGCAUCCGGCUCCCUAGAUAUGAAGGAGGAGCCUCUUGAUGAGGAUGAGCCUUUUGAAACUGGUGGUUUCGAUGGAGAUGAUGAUGAUCCAGAAUUCAAUCCUGCAGACGCUGCUGAAUCAGAAACAGAAAUUCCGAUAGAGAAUCAGCCGCGUAAGAAGCGUGGUCGGCCGCGUAAACAUCCUAUAGAGAAAUCUAAGCUGAAAGAAGAGGACGGAGAGGAUGUAUUGCUAAAGGAAACCAUAAUGGCUUUCUCAGAACCAAUACCGGAACAUAUUCUCAAUCCAAAACCUAAGAAGAAAUAUAAUACUAGUAAUACAAAGAAAAAGUAUCAUUAUGAAAAGACGCACACAUGUGAAACAUGUGGUUCUUCAUUCACAUCAAAUGCGUCAUUGCAAGCGCAUAUACGUCGGCAUUUGGGCAUUAAACCAUUUGUGUGCAGCGUUUGCACUUUCGCAACGACGAGUCGGCUCGGCCUCCAGCGGCAUAUGCUGAGGCACACAGGGCAGAAGCCCCUGAAAUGCCAAUUCUGUGAGAGGCGGUUCGUUGAACAUGGAGAUCGGCAGAAACAUGAAAGGUUACACAUGGGUCUGCGGCCGUACCAGUGCAGCGUGUGUGGCAAGUCCUUCACGUAUUCGUAUGUACUCGCGAACCACAUGCUCACGCACACAGGCGAAAAGAAAUACUCUUGCGGUCCAUGCAAUAAGAAGUUCACAAAGGCACAUCACCUUAAAUAUCAUAACAAGGUCCACCACAAAGAACUGUACAUGCAGCAACAGCUGGAGGCUGAGGCUAAGAAGAUGCGGCAGCAGAUAAACGUCACCGGCCUCUCUGGAGUCCUACAGGGACAGAUUGUUGAUGGCACGCUGCAGCUUAUACAAGCUGCACCUGAAGAAGGGGACCAGGAGGCACAGAUGCAAGUGGUUGAGGAUCAAGAUCAAAUUGAAGACUCUGAGGAGAAGGAAACGGAUCGAGCAGUUGCUAGCAUGCAAGCGGUGGUAUUAGAUGCAGAAUUUAGUGUUGAAGAGGAAGAUGAUUCUAAAAUAGAGUAGAUAGAUAAAUUGAGAGUGCCGUUUGACAGGAUCUUGUUUUUAACUCGGCCUGUUGAUGUACUGAAUGAUAUGUAUAAAGUAUAUAUCAAUAGUAUUAUUAUGAUUAAUUAAUAAGUUAUAGCAAAAAAGCACAAAUUACAAAAGUUUUAUCAUUAUGUUUACUUAUUAUCAGAUAAUGUGCGUAAUGAAUCAUUUAAAUAUGUAGUUUCAAUCGACAUAUGCCUUUUGUCUACUUCACCUAAGAUUCCAGUAUGUCUAUUUAAUGUUUUCAUAAUUUGUUGUUAAUUGUUAUGCUAUACUUUCCCCAUCGAUAUUUUUAGUUUUCUAAGUUUACUUAUGAAAAAUUAGAGGAUACGACUUAAUAUUUGAAUUUGUAAGCAUAAUAAUGUAGGUUUCAAAAAGGGCGUAAUAAGGUUUCUUAAGGGUCAGCAACACGCAUGCGAUAACUCUUGUGUUACAGGUGUCCAUAGGCUACGCUAAACCCGGUUACUAUCAGACGGGCCGCAUGCUUGUUUGCCACUAUGGUAAUAUAAAAAAAAAAGUCAAUCAAGAAAAUAAGCAAUUCUAUAAAGACCAAUCGCAAGUAAAUGAACUAUAGUUAUUGUUUCAUUGGUCGCUCAAUUAUUUGUUGGUCACUAUUGUACAUUAAUAGAUCUGUGAACAAAUGACAUGUCCAUGUGAAGACAAAGGGAAGAAAAAACUUAUGAAAAACAAUAUGCCCGCCCUGUUAUGACGGACAAGAAUGUAUGCUGAGGGUUGUUCGUCGUCUGCGCAGGUUUUUAUAGCUAAUUUGUCAUUACGGAUACUGUAGUUUAGACUAAUCGCGAAUCGACUUAACACAGCAAAUAUUUACAGCGUUUUCCCUGCAAACAAUAGUAGAAACUAUUGAAUAAUUUCUAAAGUUCUUUUUUGCGUAAUGCUUAUUAGGUUUUUACUAUAUGAAGGUAGACUAAUGAAAUUGUUUAUAAUGGGCCCAUCUGACCUGUCAAUUGUAAAACUUUUGUUAUUUGCGCAAACAUACUGAAAAAUGUGUUUACACGGAAAAAGUGAGACAUUGUGAUAUUAUUUGUUUACUUUUACUGUGUAAAUGUUUAAUGAAUUAUAAACCGUUAAAUGUAAUUGUAAUCCAAAUAAAAUAUAAAUCAUGGAGGCAAAA
Messenger RNA from Galleria mellonella (greater wax moth), 2854 nucleotides. RefSeq names its product zinc finger protein 391-like. NCBI's taxonomy places the organism in Eukaryota, Metazoa, Arthropoda, Insecta, Lepidoptera, Pyralidae. The coding region runs from base 88 to 1698 and encodes 536 amino acids. Gene Ontology annotation, biological process: regulation of transcription by RNA polymerase II. Gene Ontology annotation, molecular function: zinc ion binding; DNA-binding transcription factor activity, RNA polymerase II-specific; RNA polymerase II cis-regulatory region sequence-specific DNA binding. Gene Ontology annotation, cellular component: nucleus. The transcript is spliced from 12 exons. The record is from RefSeq and is a predicted model, not a curated record.